Molecule: messenger RNA, 1047 nt
Organism: Diprion similis
Lineage: Eukaryota; Metazoa; Arthropoda; Insecta; Hymenoptera; Diprionidae
Product: transmembrane protein 208
Exons: 5
Coding region: 316-837 (173 amino acids)
Biological process (GO): vacuolar protein processing
Cellular component (GO): intracellular membrane-bounded organelle
Source: RefSeq, a predicted model, not a curated record
AUUGCGAUUAACCUGUUUUGAAUUCUCAUCGUCAUUUGUAAAUAAUUCAUAUUCACGUAACUAUAAUCCAAAAAUAAACAACAUCGGCACUUAUACUUGUGGGAAGAUAAUAGUCCAUACGUGAAAAGAAGACUGGUCUUUCUGGGUUUCGUCUUGAUAUUAGAAUCUAACCUCAAUUUUAACCUUAAAAUUUCUCCACGUACGUGAGAUUCGGGGUAUCAAAGUGCAAUAUGGAUGCAUGAUUACUCGACUGUUUCCUUGACAUCAAUUUUCGUAACCGUGAAAUAAGUACCAUACUCAUAUCUAGUUAGAACGAUGGCGCCACCCACAAAAAGCACUAAGGUAGCGACGAGAGGAGCCAAACAAAUACUGGAAGAAAAUGCAUCCACCCUCAGUUUUUACAGAAACAUGGUAUUCGGAGCAUCUGGUAUUUACCUCACAGCAAUGAUGGUCUUCUUUGCAUUCACCACUUUUACUAUUACUUUCACAAUAUUAACGGGGUUGAUAUACGUAGCUUGUUAUCAAUUCAUGGCAUAUAUGGCCCGUGCAAAGUAUGCUGAAUCUGGCCAGCUCAUUGAUUCAGGAGUUGACUUGAAUAUGGAGGGCGGCAUCGCUGAGCACGUUAAGGAUCUGAUCAUACUAACGUCCGGUGUUCAAGUGCUGUCUCUGAUUUCAAACUACUUCUGGUUUUUGUGGCUAUUGGCGCCGCUGCGGGGGGGCUGGAUGUUAUGGACAAAGAUACUGUCGCCAUGGUUUUUUGCCGCACCUCAGGAUCAGCCGGAGAUUGACGAGAAAAAACAGCGCAAGAUGGAGCGGAAAUUGGCAAAGCGUCAUUAAUUAAUUGUACUACGCUAUUGCCGUCAGAUGCGUCGGCGCCGGGGGGGGGGGGGGGGGGGGGGCAAAUACACGCAAUAUACAAGUCAAUCCUGUUCGAUUUUUUUCCCUUCAUCUUCAACUGUCCAUCAACCGACGUGAAUUAUUUAUGUAGAUACAUACAGUUUGCAGCAUGUUUGUUGCAUUCGUGAAAUAAAUACUUUUCUUUGCCAU